Molecule: messenger RNA, 875 nt
Organism: Telopea speciosissima
Lineage: Eukaryota; Viridiplantae; Streptophyta; Magnoliopsida; Proteales; Proteaceae
Exons: 2
Coding region: 19-774 (251 amino acids)
Source: RefSeq, a predicted model, not a curated record
UUUCAUUCUCAAUUCGCAAUGGGGAACACAGUAGUAGCAGGAAGAAGGAUAACAAAGGUGAUGAACAUAGAUGGCAAAACCUUCGAGCUAAAGACACCGUUACGUGCCGGAGAUGUAACCAAGGAUUACCCUGGCCAUGUUCUCAUAGAAUCCGAAGCGGUAAAGAAUUUCGGAAUCCGAGCAGAGCCUUUGGAACCACAACAGGAAUUGAAGCCCAAACGAAUCUAUUUCCUUGUGGAGAUACCAAAGUUUCCACAUGAAGAGAAGAAGAAGAAUAGCCUUCACAGAAAGGUUCAACCAGGUGUUCAGAUUAAUGCCAAAGAGAAGAUAGAAAGCCUCAUGUUAAGCCGACGGUCUACGUCGGACUUGUCGUUCGUGAAGGAAAGGAAUCUUGUGCACGACGCAGGGAUGGUGAGGGUGAAAGUGAGAGUUCCCAAGUCGGAAGUGGCGAAGUUGAUGGAUGAGAGCCAUGAUGCGACGGAGGCGGCGGAGAAGAUUAUGGAUCUUUGUAUUAAUAAGAGUGGGCUCGCCGCUGCUGCAGAUAACUACGACGACGACGACGACGACGACAUGUACACGAAGAGUGGACCUCUCCUUGGCUUCGGCUAUAAUACCCAUGGGGAGGACGAUAGUUCGUACAGCAAGAGUGGACCUCUGCCACAACAGUCGCAGUGGAGACCCAAUCUGGAUCGCAUCAGUGAGGGUAGUAACAGGCCCCGUCGUCGUGCGAAAAAGGUGAGCUUCUUGGCCGUUAAGGAUGAAGAACUGGAGUAAAUGGGAAUCGUUACAAUGAGAUUUUUUUACUACGGAGGGUAAAAAAAAUAAAUAUAAAUUAGAGGGCAGUGGUAAUUUUCAAGCCCUACUUUUUGUUGUAC